ACUCGCUGUGUUUGCUGCUGAAACUCGCGAGACCCGAGAAAGGACCGCAGCUCUCUGGCUUCCCAUUGUUUUUCAUUGAAUACCUAACACUACACCUGUUCUGUGCUGCCUGCAACCAAAACGUCUUCUUCAAAGAUCCAAUUUUUUACUUGUUUGUUUGUCUCCUUGCUGUUGUUGUUUGGAUUCCUUGGGCUGGAGAUUCAUUCAUAGUUAUAUCGGAAGUAACGCCUUGCGGAUUUCCACAAGGGGCACGGCAUAUUCCGCCAUUUUCAGAUGUUAAAUGCUAUAUUAUAUGGUUGGAUUUGCAUGCUUGCUGUACUGAUACCAUUUAAAGCAGAAGCAGAGUUUGUAAAUAUUACAUAUGUCGAAAGUGGUGUAGCCAAAGCUGCAGGUGCAGUAUGUUUGGAUGGAAGUCCCCCGGCUUAUCAUCUGUCUAGAGGUUCUGGAUCAGGAAACAAUAGUUGGUUGGUCCAUUUUGAGGGAGGAGGAUGGUGCAACAAUUUAACCACUUGUCUAGCACGAAAGAAUACCCGUUUAGGCUCUUCCAAACAAAUGGCUACACAACUUGCUUUUUCAGGCAUCUUAAGCAAUAGUCAAGCAUUUAAUCCAGAUUUCUACAACUGGAACAGAGUCAAGAUUCGUUAUUGUGAUGGCUCAUCGUUCACGGGGGAUGUAGAGAAAGUAGAUCCUGUCACCAAUCUUCACUACAGAGGAGCCAGGGUAUGGCGUGCCGUUAUGGAAGAUCUACUUGUUCAAGGAAUGAGUGAGGCUGAAAACGCACUUCUUUCUGGUUGUUCAGCUGGAGGAUUGGCUUCAAUACUACACUGUGACAGCUUUCGGGACUUUCUACCAGAAAGUGCCAAGGUCAAAUGCCUUUCAGAUGCUGGUUAUUUCAUAAAUGUGAAGGAUAUUACUGGAACUGAACAUAUCAAGACCUUCUACAAUGAUGUGGUUACAACACAUGGAUCAGCAAAGAAUUUGCCUCACUGUUCUUCAACAACAGAACCUGGACUGUGUUUCUUCCCUCAAUACAUGGCUCAAGGAGUCGAUACACAGCUGUUUAUUCUAAAUGCAGCUUACGAUACAUGGCAGAUAAGGAAUAUUUUGGUAUAUGGAAAUGCUGAUCCUCAGGGAACUUGGAAGGCCUGCAAGCUUGAUAUAAAUCAAUGCUCUGCAGCUCAACUUGAAAUCAUUCAAGGGUACAGAAUGGACUUCUUGAAUGCAUUGAAUGGAUUAGGCAAUUUAAGCUCGAGAGGUCUGUUCAUAAACUCCUGCUUUGUCCACUGCCAGUCGGAGAUACAAGAGACAUGGUUUGCUGCUGACUCUCCUAUGCUUAACAAGACACGAAUUGCGACGGCAGUUGCAGAUUGGUUCUACGAUCGAAGAUCCAUCAUAAAGAUCGAUUGCCCCUACCCAUGCGAUUCAACUUGUCACAACAAUGUCUCUCCUGACGAGGUGUCAGAAGGAUAGCAAUUUGUUUCGCAUCCGGCAAGUUUCAUUCUCAUAUCCAAGCUCAUUCAGAAGGAAUGCUAAGUAACUUUGUCCCCGAGUAGAAUAAGCGCAUUGCAUUCUAAAUUGCUGUUGCUUUGCAAUUUAUCAUUCAUUCAUUUACAUAACUGUAAAAGAAUGACAUUUCUAACAAUAA
Molecule: messenger RNA, 1645 nt
Organism: Zingiber officinale
Lineage: Eukaryota; Viridiplantae; Streptophyta; Magnoliopsida; Zingiberales; Zingiberaceae
Product: pectin acetylesterase 8-like
Exons: 13
Coding region: 274-1470 (398 amino acids)
Biological process (GO): cell wall organization
Cellular component (GO): plant-type cell wall
Molecular function (GO): pectin acetylesterase activity
Source: RefSeq, a predicted model, not a curated record